Molecule: messenger RNA, 1242 nt
Organism: Rhipicephalus microplus (southern cattle tick)
Lineage: Eukaryota; Metazoa; Arthropoda; Arachnida; Ixodida; Ixodidae
Source: RefSeq, a predicted model, not a curated record
UAGUAUGGGUGCGCGUUAGAGCGCACAACAUUUUGUCCUGUGGCGCUGCGUGCGCCUGCCCUUUGCCAAAAGGGAUUAGGACAAUCUACCAACUCUGUUCAUUUGCGGGUUAUAGUUUUGCCACAGAACACUUGUUUUGCUUUUACUACUAGUUUUGCCGGCGUGUAACAGAGGCCGCUUGCUGUUUGGGUCGCGUGGCUUUGCUUGUGCCAUGAACUGACGCUCUAGUUCAUUCUCGGCACUACGUAGUGGAAGAGAAGACAAAUUCUACAUUUGGUGGCGACAGAGUUGGCCCCGAGUUUUCGUCGUUGUGUGACCUACUGAAAACAUCUACGAAAUGUCGGCGCAGCCACUGGCCACUGGAGAAAUGUGCAGGGAGGAGAGAGAACGACUGGUCCAGCAGCGUAUGGAGGACAUGAGGCGCAAAAAUGAAGAACUGCUUCGACGACAUGCAGAAAUCGAAGCGGACAAGAAGAAUGCCGACCUGCUGAGCCGUGCAGCCAUCAAAGACUGUUCGCUUCGCAAGCCACCCCCUGCAGAGUCCUCGACCUCGCCAAGGGACAAUGCCGAGAAGAAGCCCCCAAAGCCCAGGGAACCACGAGUGCGUCCAGUGCCGCCACCUGUUGAGAAGGACUCCCUUACCCACCGAAUGCAGAGGCUUAGCAUGGAGGACGGCCCUCCACCGGACCCCAACUAUCGCUUUCUGGCUGACCGAAUGCGUGAGGGUGAUGCAGAUGGUGGUGGGGACCGCGGCGGCAGCCGUCGCCACCGAGACAAUUAUGGAGGCCAGGACUUUGACAAUGUGCGGCAUGCCAUGCGACAGGAUAAGGCACUACAAAGGGAGUCUGGCCCUGUCCUGCCUCCCAAGCUGGCCAUGACUGGGCGACAGCGGCGAGAGUACGAGCAGUGGAAAAGCGACCGUGCUGCUAUUGACCAGGAGCGAAUGCAGCGCCACACCGAUGCUGAAGGCAACUUCACGCGCGAAUGGGACCUCCACAAGGGGCAGAAGCAGAUGGGGCUAUCAUCUCCUCUGACUGACUGUCGAGCACCGCUCGGAGGAUUCUCCUUGGGGAGUCGUACACACAUGCGAGAAAUUCCAAGCCCGCCAUCUGAGCCAGAGAUCUGGUAAACCUUCUGUUGUGAUCUGGAAGGAGCCUCUCCAGGAUUCACUGAUCUCAAUGUUUGGUCAGCUGUCUGCUGUGUGUUUUUCAUAAGUUAUAAAACGUAGGUUUUGUUCAUGAA